This is a messenger RNA of Neocloeon triangulifer, 1028 nucleotides long. RefSeq lists its product as uncharacterized. Gene Ontology annotation, molecular function: S-adenosylmethionine-dependent methyltransferase activity. The transcript is spliced from 5 exons. The record is from RefSeq and is a predicted model, not a curated record. NCBI's taxonomy places the organism in Eukaryota, Metazoa, Arthropoda, Insecta, Ephemeroptera, Baetidae. Bases 139 to 1023 code for a protein of 294 amino acids.
AUAUUUGGCACAUGAGGAAAGAGCACCAGUUGAGGUGUCGACCUGUUAUCGUGAAAGACAUUGGCAAGCGGCAGUCCCAGAACCAUACACUCAUAUUUGAGUUCAAUUUUUUUAAAUUCUUCUGAGACUUCAAUCGCUAUGGGGCAAAGAGAUAAAAAAAUUGCUCUGGCAAUUUUGAUUGCAAUUACCAUCGCCAUGGCUUGCAAAUUGUGCUCGGAAAAAGCUGAUACUGCUUGGUCGUUUCUGAUUCCCGUGGAAAAGAUGAAGACAAAGACCAAGAAUUUAACUUCAAUUGAAUUGAAUAAUCUUCGAGGCCUUCCAUUUAAUGACGAGCGGCUGCUCUACUAUACUAUGGGACUUAUCAUUCCGCCGAGCGAUCGCAAUGUUCCAUAUGUUUUAAAGGACAUGAACAAAUAUGACUACUCGUGGGACGGAAUCGUUCCCAUCGUAAUCCGGUUGCUCAAGAACAGGACGAACGGCUUUUUUGUGGAGUGCGGAGCCCUGGACGGAGAGGGAGCGAGUAACACCCUGACCCUGGAAAAGUUUUUCAACUGGACAGGGCUAUUGGUGGAAGCAUCUCCAAAAGAACUCAAGUUGCUCAACUCAAAAAACAGGAAAGCGUGGGUUGCUCCAACUUGCAUGAGUCUCAAUACAACGCCGGAAAUGAUCACUUUCCACGAAGAUUGGGUUUUAGGAAAAGUGGUCGGAACGAAAGAAACUGCCGUGAAAAGCGAGACCAAAGGAAGAUACGUGGAUUUGCUUUGCUUGCCUUUUAACACGCUCAUGACCAGUCUGAAUAGGACCAAGAUCGACUUUUUCAGUCUAGAUGUCGAGGGACUCGAGUUUGAGAUUCUGAAAACCAUCGACUUCAAGAAAUUUGAAUUUGACCUAAUAAUAGUCGAGCACAAGCAUACUGGAAAGAAUCACGAUUUGAUUGUACCAUUUAUGGACCGCAACGGUUACAGAUUAAACUUGACAACCCCCAUGGACUAUUUUUUCUUCAAUAAAAAUCUAAAAUUGUAGCCAUA